Molecule: messenger RNA, 1968 nt
Organism: Triticum turgidum subsp. durum (durum wheat)
Lineage: Eukaryota; Viridiplantae; Streptophyta; Magnoliopsida; Poales; Poaceae
Source: the annotation of a GenBank genome assembly
AUGCCACUAUUAUCUCUCUUAGUUCUCUUCCUCUCCUUCUCGGCUUCGUCAGAAGGUCAGACACUCUGCAGCGACAAUAAUGGCGGCAUGUACAUGCCAAACAGCACCUACAAAUCCAACCUUGUAUCCCUCGCUGAACUACUGUUUGCCAAAGCCACAGAGGAGCACUCAGCUACUGGCACGGCUGGCAUAGGACCAGACAAGGUCUAUGGUGCAGUGCUUUGUCGGGGUGAUUCUGACGGCUCCGACUGUCGGAAGCGCCUAACCAGGGCCCUUGAUGAAGCAAUCAACAGCAAAGCUGGCAACUCUUACUCCCUCCAGAGUAACAACGUGACCUACUACGACGACCAAUACCAGGCACAGAUAAGCUUCUCUGACCAGGACUUCCUUUCCAACUUCAGCAACAUGCCCGGGUGCACCGUGAAUACUAACCUGAACUCCGUGACGGCCACUGGAGUAGCCAAGCGUUAUGAAGACCUUGUCAACAAGCUGAUACAUGCGCUUGCUGAUGCUGUGGUGAGCCGAGCAGAAAAAUAUGCAGUCAGGAAAGUGAGGUCUGAGGAGACAGGACAGAUGGUGUAUGGGCUGGCGCAGUGCAUACGGGAUAUGCCAUAUGAGAGUUGUGCGCCAUGCCUGGAUCGCAUAAUCUCUGACAUGCAGAGUAAGAUCAUUGCUGGCCAGAUAGGGGCAGCAUUUCUUGGGGUGUGGUGCACAUUGCGUUAUGAGACGGACACACAGUUCUUUACUGAUACCAAGAUGCUGUCACUCGAUGCGCUCCCAAGAAGUAAAACACACUUUUUUCGAUGGAACAAUGCAGUCUUGGUUGGCGUUGGAGGUUUCCUGCUAGUAAUAUCAAUUUCUUGCUUGGUUUUUCAUAUAUGGGUCAAAACACAACGACCAAGAGAACAAACAAUAUUUAAACUAGGACGGCUGUAUUUGUCAAUACAAAUUGCAAUAAAUCUUUGGAGGAUGGGAGGAGCCAACACAGAAUUUUCAGUUUAUGAUUUCUCCAAGAUAAAAGAAGCUACAAAUAACUUCUCGAUUGGUAACAAACUGGGACAAGGUGGCUUUGGUCCUGUAUAUAAGGGCCGAUUAAGAAAUGGACACAAAAUAGCAGUCAAGAUACUGCAAACAUCUUCUUUGCAAGGUUUACUGGAAUUCCAAAACGAAAUUCAACUCAUAGCAAAGGUUCAACACAAAAAUCUCGUGAAACUGCUGGGAUGUUGCACUCAAGGAGAUCGAGAAAAAAUGCUAGUAUAUGAAUAUAUGGAAAACAAAAGCCUAGACAACUUCAUCUUUGAUAUCAUUAAAGGAAGGCGAUUAAACUGGUCAAAACGUUUGCGCAUAAUUGAUGGGACAGCUCAAGGUCUUCUUUAUCUUCACAACUACUCACGAAUAUGCAUUGUUCUUAGGGAUUUCAAAGCAAGUAACAUUCUCUUGGAUAGUGUCAUGAAUCCAAAAGUAUCUGAUUUCGGAGUGGCCAGAAUAUUCUGCUCAAAUAUGGCAGAAUCAAAUACCACCAGAAUAGUGGGCACACAUGGCUAUAUACCUCCGGAGUAUGCUUUUGAGGGGGUUUGCUCGACCAAGACAGAUGUAUUUAGCUUUGGCGUAUUGAUUUUGGAGAUAAUAAGUGGAAAGAAGACAGCCCAGUUCUAUCAAUACAAUGGGAAACUAUACAAUCUCAUUGCAUACGCCUGGCAACUUUGGAUAGAUGAAAAGUGGAGUGAGAUGACUUAUUGUCCACCAGAGAACGAAAAUCAAGAGAUAGAGAGGUGCGUUCAUGUGGCACUUUUAUGUGUUCAAGAAAGUGCAGAGGAUCGACCAGCUAUGGAGCGUGUUGUCAUGAUGCUAAACACCAAGAACAUGAGCUUACCUCCACCUAAGCAACCACCUUACUUCCAUGUAAAUCCAAGUGAGGAAGAAGUUUCAUCAUGCAACAUUACUAUAAGCAUCACAUUAGAGAGGUAG